CCACAUGCACACAUGAGUUAGGUUGUAAACAAUAAAACAUACAUUUACCAUGGAGGAAGGUUUAGAAUUACUGGAACCAACAGAGAUGUACAAUAUGCUUCAACAGGCAACGAUUUUCUCUAACCUAACAGAUCCUAAUUAUAUGCUGCUAAUGGAUGCAAGAAAUAAAAAUGAGUACAAUGAAAGCCAUGUUGUUACUGCUAAAAAGGUGCCAAAGAAUGAAGAUGGUUAUUUUGUGUUACCCUAUGAUGCUGAAUUAGAAUGUAAACAGAAUAUUGUGGUGUACGACAGUAAUACUUCUACAUUAAGAGAACCAGAGGCACCUGCUUUAGACUGUGGAAGAAUGCUCUGGGAUAUGGGUAGUCGGAACAAAGUAAAAAUUCUGAAAGGUGGAUAUGAAGAAUUUUCAGCACUCUACCCAUUUUUACGGACUCAAAAGAUUAUGUUUAUGCCAAGGGAGAUGGAUGACAACUUGAAACCUUACCCAACAGAAAUCAUGCCUGGAGUUCUAUACCUCGGAAAUUGGAGGCAGGGAAAUGCUCCAUACAUUCAGAAAGACUUAAAAGUCAAAGGACAUGUUAACUGUUGUGUGGAGUCAGAAACUUUUUUUUCAGACCCUGGUCCACAUUUGCUCCACAUUCAGGUGGAAGAUGAUAAUGAGGCAGACCUCUAUAGCAAAUUCCAAACUGCCUGUACAUUUAUUGAUACCCACAAAGACAAAAAUGAAGUAGUGCUAGUAUUCUCUAAUUUAGGAAUCAGUCGGAGUGCCACUAUUGUUCUGGCUUAUCUCAUUUACAAGUUCAAAUGGACUCUUCAGGAAGCAUACGACCAUGUUCUGAAAUGCUGCAAAACAAUUCGACCAAACAGAGGUUUCAUUCAACAGCUAUCUAAAUGGGAGGAGGCAGUUUUAGGAGGAAAAAAGACCAAUAUCGAGGACCCCAAUUUCUAAAACCUGUUUUUUUUCUUGGUACUUUGAUUAUACUGAAGGAACAGUAAAAAAAGACAAUUCAUUUGAACUAUCAAGUCUAAUCAUGUUGCUCUUGAUCUAUAAUGUAUGAUUAGAACUGUCAAUUCAUUUAUAUUAAAUUGUACUUCAAGUCUGAAUAAAGAAAUCAGAUUUAAUACUAUGAAAAUACGUGUAUGUAGGUAAAUUGUA
Molecule: messenger RNA, 1156 nt
Organism: Saccostrea echinata
Lineage: Eukaryota; Metazoa; Mollusca; Bivalvia; Ostreida; Ostreidae
Product: serine/threonine/tyrosine-interacting-like protein 1
Exons: 9
Coding region: 50-949 (299 amino acids)
Biological process (GO): positive regulation of intrinsic apoptotic signaling pathway; negative regulation of cytoplasmic stress granule assembly; protein dephosphorylation
Cellular component (GO): mitochondrion
Molecular function (GO): protein phosphatase inhibitor activity; protein tyrosine/serine/threonine phosphatase activity; pseudophosphatase activity
Source: RefSeq, a predicted model, not a curated record